CAAUAUUCGUUUUAUUUGUUUUUUCCACGUGGUUUUUUGCGGUUUCAGCCUGAUCACUCAGAUCUUGUAAUGGCUAGUGUACUUGUGGUUGGUGGCGGAGGUCGAGAAAAUGCAAUUGCCUGGAAAUUAUCAAGUUCUUCAAAAGUGAAUAAAAUUUAUAUUACACCAAACAAUAUUGGAGCUACGUUAUUCCCUCAAGUCGAAUUUGUAGAUUUGGAUGUUAACAAUUUUGAAUUAUUGGCAAAAUGGUGUGUAGAGACAUCUAUAGACUUAAUAAUUGUUGGUCCUGAAGAUCCUCUUGCAUCAGGAAUUGCUGAUGUAUUAGCUGCUCACAACUUGAAUUGUUUUGGACCAUCUGCUAAAGCGGCCCGUAUUGAAAGUGAUAAAGAAUGGUCAAAACAAUUUAUGGAUGAAUUUAAUAUUCCAACAGCCAAAUGGAGAUCAUUCAAUGAUGUUAAACAAGCAACAGAUUUUGUUUAUUCGGCUGAUUAUCCUGCAUUAGUAAUAAAAGCAAGUGGCCUUGCUGCAGGCAAAGGAGUGGUAGUUGCUUCUAAUAAACAAGAAGCAUGCUUAGCAUUAGAUGCUAUCUUAACAGAAAAUCGCUUUGGUAAAGCUGGUCAGACUGUUGUAGUUGAAGAAUUGUUACAAGGAGAAGAAGUUUCUGUUUUAUGUUUUACUGAUGGUGUUAAUAUAAAGGUCAUGCUACCAAGUCAAGAUUACAAAAGGGCAUAUAAUCAAGACAAGGGUCCAAAUACUGGAGGUAUGGGAGCAUUUUGUCCUUGUUACAACAUGCCUCAAAAUGAGUUGGACGAGGCAAAAAAUAUUUUACAAAGGGCCGUUGAUGGUCUCCGUAAUCGUGGGUCUCCUUUUGUGGGUGUUCUUUAUGCCGGAUUAAUGGUUACUAAUGAUGGUAUUAGAGUUUUAGAGUUCAAUUGUCGUUUUGGUGAUCCUGAAACCCAGACAAUAUUGCCACUAUUAAAUUCAGACCUUUAUGAUAUUAUGAAAGCAUGUUGUGAUCGUACUUUGAAUAAAGUUGAAGUUAAUUGGAAAACUGAUAAAUUUUGUGUCGGUGUUGUAAUGGCUAGUAGAGGAUAUCCGUUAACAUCCAGUAAAGGCGAUGUAAUAUCUGGAUUACCUAGUGUAACAAAAGGCAUGGUAUUUCAUAUGGGUACUAAAUUGAACAAUUAUGGGGAAUUAGUUACAAAUGGAGGCCGUGUAUUGAUUGUGAUAACUAUUCAUCAAGACUUAGUCUUAGCUGCUGCUAGAGCAACUAUGGCUUGUGGCAGAAUAAUGUUUAAUGGUGCUCAAUUCAGAACUGAUAUUGCCCAUAGAGGAAUUGCUAGAGCAAUUCUUGCUAAGGGCGCAACAACCUAUAAGUCUAGUGGUGUUGACAUAACUGCUGGAAAUAAUUUAAUUCCAAUUUAUAAACAAAUGGUAUCCAUCACAAAACGUCAAGGAGUGCUUGGAGAUUUGGGUUCAUUUGGUGCCAUGUUUGAUCUCAAAGCAGCUGCAUUCCAGGAUCCAAUACUUGUGUCCAGUUCAGAUGGAGUUGGUACUAAAUUAAAGGUUGCUCUAACAUGUAAUAGUCAUGAAUCAAUUGGACAAGAUCUUGUUGCAAUGUGUGUUAAUGAUAUAUUAGUUCAUGGCGCUGAACCUUUAUUUUUCCUUGAUUAUUAUGCAACUGGUCGAUUGGAAGGAGGAGCUGUUGUUCAAGUUUUUAAAGGCAUUGUAGAUGGUUGCCAUCAAUCUGGAUGUGCUCUUAUAGGUGGAGAAACAGCAGAAAUGCCAGGCCUUUAUCAUAAUAAUGACUAUGAUGUAGCUGGUUUUGCAGUAGGAGCAGUAGAGCGAAAUAAGAUUUUGCCUCAUAUUGAGGAUAUUGUUUCUGGGGAUGUUGUUAUUGGUUUAGAAUCAAGUGGUGUUCAUGCUAAUGGAUUUAGUUUGAUUCGUAAAAUAAUGGACAUGGGUUGUCAUAAAUUUACAGAUGAAGCCCCUUUUAGCUUGGACAAGAAAACUUAUGGUGAAGAACUUUUAACUCCUACAGUAAUUUAUGUUGAGCGUGUAUUACCUUCAAUAAGAAAUAAUCAUAUAAAAGCAUUGGCUCAUAUUACUGGAGGUGGUUUAAUAGAAAAUAUUCCACGUAUUCUACCAAAAAAUAAAAAAGUUGUUUUAGAUGCUACAAAAUGGAAUAUCCAGCCUGUAUAUGGUUGGAUAGCUGCAACAGGUAGCAUCAAUGAAACGGAAAUGUUACGAACACUGAAUUGUGGUUUGGGUAUGAUAUUAAUAGUUGAUAGGAAACACGUUGAAGAUGUUCUAUCUGCUACUAAUGGUAAAGUUGUUGGCAUAGUUGAUGAAAAAAUGUCUGACGAACAACCAGUUGAAGUGAAAAAAUUUGCGAAUGCCAUGGAGCCUUUGAUGCGUCCCCAUAUUCAGACUUAUGUUGCAUCCAGGAUGCAUCCUAAAAUGCGUGUAGCUGUUCUUAUAUCAGGAUCUGGAACCAAUUUACAGUCAUUGAUUGAUACUACUACUGAUGAUCCAUCUAUGAUGUCUGAAAUUGUCUUAGUAAUCUCCAAUAAACCUGGAGUUGAAGGUCUAAAGCGUGCCAGACGUGCUGGUAUAUUGGCUUUGGCAAUAGAUCAUACUAAGUUUACAUCACGUGAAGAAUUUGAAAAUAAAAUAUUGAAUGAAUUAGAACAAACACAAGUAGAUGUUGUUUGCUUAGCUGGUUUUAUGCGUGUGUUAACAAAGAAUUUUGUGAGCAAAUGGAGAGGUCGUCUAUUAAACAUACACCCUUCACUUUUGCCUUUAUUCAAAGGUCUUCGUCCUCAAAAACAAGCCAUUGAAUCUGGCGUACGAGUUUCUGGUUGUACAGUUCAUUUUGUAGAAGAGGAAAUUGAUGCUGGAGCAAUUAUUGUACAAGAAAGUGUGAAUAUAAGUUUAGAUGAAACAGAAGAAAGUCUUACUGAAAAAAUUAAGGAGGUUGAACACAUCGCUUUUCCAAAAGCUUUAAAACUAUUUGCUACCAAUCAAGUUUGUUUGGAUAAAGAUAUUGGAAAAGUAAAAUGGUUAUCUAAUUCAAGUGAUGUAUUAAGAAAUAUUAUUUAAAUAAACAAUUAAAAAAUCAUUUUUACAUUUAUUUUAUAUUCUAUAAUUUUUAUUUUAUUUUUCUAUUAGAUAUAAAUAUUUCCAUUAGUUAUAACUAUACAAUUGUUUCUGAAUACAUAUACAAUACUUAAAAUAUUGUUAUUGACUUUGAUGUUUCUUGUGUUUAAUUUUUACUAUAAUAUUAUGUAUUUAAGUAAAAUUAUCUAUAUUUUUUAUGCAUUCUUUUACCAAUUUUUGUUUCAACCAAUUUAUAAUAAU
Messenger RNA from Rhopalosiphum maidis (corn leaf aphid), 3360 nucleotides. It is a transcript of the gene Gart, whose product is annotated as trifunctional purine biosynthetic protein adenosine-3. The record is from RefSeq and is a predicted model, not a curated record. Gene Ontology annotation, biological process: adenine biosynthetic process; 'de novo' IMP biosynthetic process. Gene Ontology annotation, cellular component: cytosol. The transcript is spliced from 18 exons. Bases 70 to 3102 code for a protein of 1010 amino acids. Lineage: Eukaryota; Metazoa; Arthropoda; Insecta; Hemiptera; Aphididae. Gene Ontology annotation, molecular function: metal ion binding; phosphoribosylglycinamide formyltransferase activity; phosphoribosylamine-glycine ligase activity.